CGUUACCGUGUUCAAUGCUUGGAGUACCUUGGAGACCACAUGAGAGCAUCGCUCUUCAGCUUCGAGUCUGAAGAUUUAAAGCACGAUACUUGGACGUGGCAAGACAGCGGUUCAGCAUAUCGGUAACAUGUGGAACAGCCACCUGUCCUUCAGAUGCCGCGUGAGCGAGGCGCUUGCCCGCGUCCGAUUGAACAUUUACUUUGCUGAUUAAUGCGCAGCUCUUGCCGUUCGAGCUUAACGCGACAGCGACAUAGAAAGUGAUCUAAGAGGGAAAAGAGUCCGAUUUUUUUUUGGUAAACGAAGGAUGAGACUGGAAAAAGCUGAUAUAUGUGUUACCAGGAAGCCUGGGUCGCACAAUUGAGAACUUAAGCUGAUGCAUCAGGAUUUCCAUUACAGAAAUGCAUGGACCGCAUCCAGUGAAUCGCCUCAUCAGGGAAGAGUGAUUAAAGGCGGAUUCAAUCCUGCUUUAUAUGCACGCAUCUGACUCAACAAAUACUUGGCUAAGCUUCGUUUUAUGCUCAUCUUUAAAACAAACGUUAAUGUCUUGAUGUAAAAUUGUAUUCAGCCUUUCCCUGUAUUCGUUUUUUUUUUUAGAUUUGUGAGGGUACUUAACAGUUUUAAUUCAGAGAGGCUAAGAUUCUUUGUAACAAAAAGAAGCAGCAUUUCACCAGAUUUUUUUAUUUUUAUUUUGCUGUCAUCUUGGUAUUUAUUUGGUCUAAUUUUUGGCAUGUUAUACCUCUGUGUUGAUCUGGAACAUCUGCAUAAUGAUGAAUGACUUGGAAACUUUAUUUUUUAUUUAUUUUUUUUGUUUACUGUAAACUUCACUGGAAGAGUUUAUAACAGGAUAAAAUACGAUCAAAUUCAGCUGCUAGGGAGUAUGAAUCUGAUCCAACGAUUCCGGAAAAACCUGCCACUUCUGUGAACCUUUGCUGCAUUAUUUUUUAUCCUUGAGUCGAAUGAGGAAGAGGAAGAUCGGGGAUGAAGGAGCAGUGCAGGAUCUGCAGCGGUGACCUCUGCGGGAACCAGCGCCGUUGGAUCUUCCACCCGGCGUCGCGGCCGAACCUGCAGCUGCUGCUGUCGCAUGCCCUGGGCCGGGGCCUGUGCCGCGACGGCCGCGGCGAGUUUGCCUGCAGCAAGUGCGCCUUCGUGCUGGAGCGCAUGUACCGCUUUGACAUGGUGAUCGUGCGGGUGGAGGCCCUCUCCGUGGAGCGCCUGCAGAGGCUGCUGGAGGAACGAGAGCGGCUGAGGCAGCACGUCAGCGCGCUGUACCGCCGGAGCAAUGGUGGCAUGGCGGAGGCGGCGGAAGGAGCAGUGGGAGCGGCCCAGCUCAGCUACUCCGCCCUGCUCCAGGAGGACCUGGCUAACUCCGGGUUCGAGUCCUGGGCCAGGCAAGGGGUGAAGGGGAAGGGGGUGGAGGUGGUCCAGCAUCGCUGUGGGAUGGCCGAGACUGCAGGCCAGCGGCCCAGGAAUUGCAGGGGAUGCGCCGGUUUACGCGUGGCCGACUCGGACUACGAGGCCGUCUGCCGGAGGCCCAGGCGGGCGGGCCGGAGUGUUUCCUGUGGACCGGCCACUUGUAUGCUGGCAAGCAAGUGUGGGGAAGAGCCUGUGGGCAUUGACCAAACGCAGGAGACCCCACACACGGCGUCAGAUGGACACACAACACCGGAGGAGGGAGGGCUGAGCCAGAAUUCCUCCGUGGAGUCCCUGGAUGUAAUUGUGGAUGUGGGUCGGACCACCAGUGGGGAGGGGAAGGGAGAUCCGAAAGAGGAGUCUGAACUGGAAGACCUGGAGGCACUCCUCACGCCGGCCAGACGCUGCCGGUACAGGCCCGUCCCCAGCCAGCGUGGCAGCCGUCUUCCAGUCCUGGCCAAACCAGCCUCCCUGGAAGCCAGUACCAAGACUCCAUGCAGGGGCCCGCAGCCGAGGGAGUGGCUAGAGCUCGCGGAGCUGGAGGAGUCCUGGCAGGAUGUCUAUAUGGAGUACAUGCCAUUCCAGGAGCAGACCCUGAUAGACCAGCAGCAGACCCAACUGAACCAGUACGAGCGCGCUGCCAGCCAGUGUGUCGACGAGCUGCAGAAGGUGCAGCUGCAGGCGCAGUCGCUGCAGGCGAAAAUUCAGGAAAGUGAGGCCACCAAUCAGAGGCUGCGGGACAAGCUGAGCGAUAUGGAGGCGGAACUGCAGUCCCUGCGGCAGGAGCCGCAACUGCAGGAUUGUGUCAUCCAGAGCCCGAGAGAGUCGCUACAUAUCAUGGACGUGGAGCUGGACCCUGAGGGGGCGGAGCCUGGUCAGGUGACCCUACUGCAGUCGGAGCUUCUGACUCUCCGGGGCUCCUUGUUCUCGGCGCAGCUGGAGCUGCAAGGCACCCAGAGGGCCAGCAAGCAAGCCGAACAGCGGGCCGCUGACCUGGCGUCCCUCCUCGAGCACAUCCAGGUCGAUCUUAAGGAGGCGCUGCGACGCAGGGAGGCUGCGGAGCUGCACAACCAGGAGCUCCGCUCCGCUCUUCAGCAGGCGCGCUCAGCUGUGCAGGAGAAGGAGGCGCAGCUGAAGGAGCAGGAGGCUGGGGCACAGAUGGAGGUGGAGGGACGGGACAGGAGCAUCCACACCCUGAGGAUGUCCCUGCACAAGAAGGAAGAGCUGCUGCAGGAAUACUCGGACCUGUUGGACAGUACACGGGAACCCACCGUUUUCCGGGAUGCCCUGCUGGACAAGCUGAAGGAUCGCAUAAAGGAACGGGACCGAGCUCUGGAGCGUGCCAUCGAUGAGAAGUUCCACUGCCUGGAGGAGAAGGAUAGAGAAGCCCAGCGGCUGCAUGUGGCCCUCAGAGAGAAGGACAGGGACAUGGAGAGGCUGCGCUGCGUCCUGUCAGGCAACGAGGAGACUAUCACGAGUUUGGACGGCCUGCUGCGGGCGAAGCAGCUGGAGCUGGACCGUGUGACGGAGGCUUCCAGGAGCCUCCAGUGGCUGAAGCAGGAGGCGGAGAAGCGACACGGGCGGAGUCUGGCGGAGAGCGAGGCUCUGAUUGGUCAGCUGCAGGCCUCGCUGGAGAAGCGGAGCGAGGAGGCGGAGGAGCUGACCACGGCCCUCCUCGGUAAGCUCUCCACAAAUCACAGCCAGGUGGUGGAGGAGCUGGGCCGGCAUCUACGACUGAAGGACCGUCUGUUCCGGGAGGUCCUGUCCGACCGCAACCGGCUGGCCCAGGAGCGCCAGACCGAGGUCCAGGAGCUACUGAACACCAUCAGCGCCAGGGACCAAUAUAUCCAGGAUUCGGCCGCUCGCCUUCGUCAGGUGAUCAGUGAGGGAGCGGCUGAGGUACGAGAGCUGCGGUGGCAGUUGGCAGCCAAUGAGAGGCGAGGCCUGGAAGCCGAGAUCCUGCGGGAGCGGCUGCGUGAGAAGGAGGCCGUCAUUCAGCAACUGAUGCUGAACCAUGUAGAGCCAAUGGUCGCGUCCAACCAAGGAGAGGCGGUAGAAGAGUCAUGUGACCAUGACUCCGAGGCCCGGAAUAACCUACAAGCCCUUCAAGAGGAACUUCAUCUUGCCCUGAAGAAGGAGAAGGAGACCCAGCUUGAGCUGUUGGCCCUGAGAUCAGCCCUGGCUACAAGGAUGGGUGAGAAGCCCCCCGAGGAAGGUGACCUGGACACCCCCACCCAGAGCGUGCGUCUCAGCAAGAUUCUGUCAGAGUACGACGCACUUAAUGAAGCUUUAAAGACUGAGAAAGAGAUUUACCACAAUCUGAUCCAGAUUCAGCCUCGAAAAGGAAGCCCAGAGAAAACACAUGCAAUAGAUGUGGAACUGGAGGCAGUUCAGAACCUACGAGGCCAGCUGGAGGGGGUCCUUGUGAGGACCCGAGACACUGCCCUGGCUCUGGAAGAGGCAGCUAAGAUGCAGCCUGAUUUUGGAGAGCUCAGCACCGAGGAAGCACAGGAGGAAGAUGAGAGAAGUGAAUUCACAGACAGCAUUGAGGAUGUGGAUGACUGUGUAUUGACUGCUGUGGCCCUGACCACCACACAGAAUGCUGUCCUCACCCAUGAACUGGGCGACCAGCGUGGAGGACUGAUGAACGGCAUGCUAUCCCAGGAUUCUGCAAUGGGAGGGCAGGGCCUGGCGGAGUGGAAGCGUGAGAUGGAGCAGCUGGUGGAGCAGAAGAGGACGGUAGAGAGGGAGCUGGGAGAGCUGAAGACUCAGUUGGAGAAGUGUGGCUUUACCUCCCUGUCACAGAUGAGGGCUGCGCUGCUGGGUCUGCGGCAGGAGAACGAGGAGCUGAGGGUACUGAGCGGGAAGGCGAAGAGGUGGGGCUCGGAGAAGUGUGCAGCGGAGAGGUGGAGCGAGGAGGGACGCGGGAUCCGGGAAGAAGAGGACGGAGAAGAGGAGGAUGUGAGGGAGCAGACAAAGGGCAACCCGACACAGGGCAAACGCUGUGCCCCCAGGGUGCAGCUACGCAGGGGCCGAGGGAAGAGGCAGUGUACCCGGCCACAUUCGCUGGACCUGGGGGCGCUGCUGUCUCAGGGCCCGGUGGAGAGCACGGCCCAGGGGGCGGAGCCCAGCGUGGCUGAGGGCGGGUUCUGGCAGCAGGUGGAGGUGGGGCUUCGGGAGCAGGUACAGCGGCUGCGUACGGACCUGACACUAAGCCGGCAGGAGAGUCGCGAACUGCAGGAGAGACUCAUGGUGUCUGAGGCUACAGUGCUGGCCCAGUCGGAGCAGCUGAAGGAUUACAGGGAGCUGCUGUCCGAGACCUCAGUGGAGCAGCACAGCAAGCAGGUGCAGGUAGACCUGCAGGACCUGGGCUAUGAGACGUCCUGCCGUAGUGAGAAUGAAGCCGAGAGAGAGGACAUGAGCAGCCCGGAAUUUGACGGCCUGGAGAUGUGUCCUGAUCCGCCGCAGCAGGACCACGGGGCACAGUGGUGGGCAGGGGAUUGUGGGAAGUGCGAGGAAGCGGAGGAGCUGCGGACCCAGCUGUCGCGCGCGCACCGCACCAUCCGCGGCCUGCAGGCGCGCGUGCGCUCGCUCUCCACCACCAGCGACUAUGCCUCCAGCCUGGAGAGGCCACGGCGCAAGGUGGACUGGGCUUUCCAGGCCUCGCCGACCCUCGGUGGCCCGGAAGAGGAUGAGGGCUGGCAGUCGGACGGGCCGGCGCCCUCCAAGCGGGGGCCUGGAAGAGAGCUGGAGGAGCUGGGGACUCGCGUAGCUUUGCUGGAGUCACAGCUGAAGAACAAAAACAUCAUGGAGGAUGUCAAGUCUGCCACCUGGCCGGGGAAGUACGGUACCCUGAUCCAGGCUCAGGCCCGCGAGCUCUCCCAUCUGCGGCAGCGGAUGCGCGAGGGCUGCGGCGUCUGCCAUGCCCUGGCCCUGCACCUGGACGACACCACCAAGGCCUUCGAGGAGCUGCUGCGAGCCAACGACGUCGACUACUACAUGGGUCAGAGCUUCCGCGAGCAGCUGGCGGAGAGCCAGGCGCUGGCCAGCCGCGUCAAGGCCAAGAUCUGCGGCCGGGGCGACCUGGAUCUCCAAGUGGACAAGAUGGGGCCCAAGCUGCUGUCUCUCAGGCUGAGGAAGGAGCUCCAGCAGAAGGAUGACAUCAUAGAGUCUCUUCACUCCAAGCUGCGGCGCACCGACACGCCCUCCAGCUGCCACGCCCCCUCCGAGACCACCGACCAAUCGGAUGGGACCUCCUUCGCUUCGAGCGAACGUGGCUCCACGAACGAGGACCUGGAGGUUGGCUCGGACGUGGAUCUGGCCAGCGAGUGUGGCCGGGAGGAGCGGGUCCGUCAGUCACGACCUGGGACAUCCAGCACAGAAACCACCCCUUGUGGUGGCAGCAUGACAUGGCACCCAUGCAUCCCAUCAUCCGCUUCUCCAUCUCAUGAGGCUCAGUCCUCCAACAGCUGUACCAGCAUGCCAUGCUCACAGUUCAUGCCUGUGGAGAAUCAGGAUGAAGGCCGAUAUUGUGGCCCUAUUUCCAGUUCCCUCCCCAUUCCCCAGUCUCAGUACUACCCAAACCCCCGAGGUCAGAGCGGAAACGCACCCUUUGACCCUCACUCACCCCUUCAGGGCGUGGGCCUGUUCUCAUUGGCCGACGCCCACCAGGAGCUACAGAUGCUGCAGAAGCAGCUGGGAGAAAGCUUUUCACUGUCCCACCCAAAUCCAUUACCUGGCUUCCAUCCAGUCCCACAAUCCCACCUGGAACCCACCAGCUACAUGCCUAUGUCCCACAAUGCCUUUCCCCCGGCAUCAUUUGGGGUCCCCGAUGGGACUCCCACGUUGAAUGUAUUCACUAACCUGCUGGAGAGCAGUGCCUCAUGGGAUACCGGUCAUGUGCAGGGGGGUGGGUGUGUAAGUGCCUCUCCUGACCCGUCGGGCCUCCUGAGGGAAAUCCGUGGUCUGAGGCAGCAGCUCGAGGACUCCAUCCGCGCCAACGAGCGACUUCGCCAUCAGCUGGAGGAAAGGUUGGCAACGGCUUCCCGAGAUGGCGUAGCACCUACAAACAUCUACAUCCAAGGACUGGAAUCCCUCACCCCGUUGGCCAAUGAAAUCAGAGCCCUAAAAGAGGAGAACCUUGCUCUUCAGGCCCAGCUGCAGGCAAGCAGAGACGCCUGCCAGGAAGCAGAGAAACUGCAGGCCAUGCUGAAGGAAGCAGAGCUAGAGGCGGAGCAGUGGAAGGAGGAGCUCCAGCGGCUGCAGGUGCACAGCUGCGAUCAGGCGCUGGAGAUGCAGCGGCUGCAGCUGGAGCAGGAAGUCAGCCAGGAGCGCAUUAAAAGGCUGCAACAUGAGGCCUAUCUGCUCCAGCAGCAGCUGACUGAGACCCAGCAGCUUGUAGACUCACUGCGGUGUGAGCUGGCGUUCUACGACCGGAUGUGCCGGAGCACCACGUGGCCCCCUGCAGCCUAUAGAGGCCGCGGCUGUCCAGCUGGGGCGCCUGCAGCUGCAGAUCUUGCAGACCUGCUGGAUGAAAUGCGCAGGCUGCGUACGCAGCUAGAGAGCAGCUACAAGGAAAACGGCAAGCUGCGUGCGCAGCUUUUGCAGCAGCCUGGCAGCCCGGGAGGCCACGGAGAAUCCCACCUCUCUGGCUAUGGGAAGCAUUUCUCUCACGACCUCGCACUGUCACCGCCUGUCAGGGACACUGGGCCCUGUGACGCUCCCCCCCCGUCUGCCUCCGAAUACACAGAAGCAGGGUCGUCUGAACUUGCCGCCUAUGACCUAGAACCACGGUCCCUCCUGGAAGGAGACGCGUCAGACGGCUCCUGUGCUAGCAAGAGCGGCCACCACGCCGUGGGCCAUGUGGGCGACUUCAGUGCCCUGCGGCAGCAGAUCCUGGAGGGGAAGGUCCUGGUGCAGGACAUAGAGGCCGUUUUGCAGUGUUCCCUCAAAUGUACCCUGCCGGGACCCGCAGGCACCCAGGCUCUGGACCACAGCGACCUAAGAGGCCUCCUGGGCAACACCAGAACUUUGCGGCAGAUCCUGGAAGAGUCCAGCUCUCUGCUUAGAAUGUUCUGGAGAGCAGCACUGCCCAGCAGCGAGGACUCUGCCCAGCAGGCCAAAAAGGACCAGUCCAUGAGAAACGAGAUUCAGCAGCUCCACCAGAGGAUUCGUGACCAGGAGGAGGCGCUGCAGGGCACCACAGAGAGGCUGCGAAGCAGCAACCGUAGCAAGGAGAACAUGGAGCACUUCAUUGUGAGCCAGUUAUCGAGGACACGCAGUGUUCUGAAAAAGGCCCGGACAAACCUGGAGAAGAACGAGUACAAGCUUUCCGCCCUAAGUUCCUCCUCUUCCUCUCCCGACCCCGGUAAAGCUGAAGGUGCAAGAAUCCCCUGGGAAGCCCGCCGCUCAGACUGUGGAUCUGUGACAUAUCGCCCCCUGCAGGCAGUCAGUCAGCAGGUUGUCAGGAAGCGCACUGGGCAGCGUUUUCUUCCAGUGGCGGCUCACUGAUGAGUUCCCAAUCGAGGCCUUUUUUGAUCAGAGCAAAGACCCUUUGUCUUUUGUAAUCGCAGUUGGCCAAAGUAAUUGACGAACAUUGUUUGGCAAAACCAUUUUGCUUUUGUUUUUGAGAUCAGAGGAUCAGAGACUUUUGCUGUUUGAAAAGUGUGCAUUUUGUGCACACAGGCGUGUUGUCUUCUAUACCUGCCAGCUCGCAGAUUAUUUCAUGUAUUUGCAUGUUGUUAUAUGGUUUGUAUGGAAUAAGGAUAUUUUAAGUUGGCAAGGUUCCCCUACCAUAGAAAGGUAUUUUCUGUUUGACACAUAAUAGCUGAAGAUACUGAAUAUGUAGGAUUUUUUUCUGAAAGCACCAAAACACCUUUACACUCAAAUAUUGAUAAUGUAACUUUUAUUAACAUUUAUAAAUGGGUUUCGCCACCAUUUAAAAAUAAAUGGCGUGGAGAAGAGCCCCAAAAGUCAUUUGUAGAGUACAAUAUUCAAGAUUAGCAUGUGGAAUGAGUGCUGUUUGUCAACUGGUAUUACACCGGCUAUGCCUGACACUGGAACUAAGUGUUAUUUUAAGACCGUCAGUGCAAUAUAAAUGAACUACAGCUCACUCUGUAAUCUAUGUUCAUUGGAAUAUAGUUUUUAUGAGGGGGGGCAGUGGUACUGUGAAAAAGGAAAAGCUGUUUGUGUAACGAAAUCUGCAAUGUUGUUCUUGUUUUGUUUUAUCUUUCCUGGUACCCAUCAGUAUGUGAAGCACCGGCUAUCACCAUUAGCCACUGGCUUCACGCCACCUCCGACAUCCUGGUGGAGAAAUGUCUUUGAUGAAAUUUUAACUAGAAGUCUGAGCAGGGAGGCGGUAACCAUUAGUCGUUUGGUCCAUUUAUCGGGAUUGACUAGGUAUUGUUUAGUGUGCACUUGUCUUUAUAGAUGGACCAAACAUUUUAUUUAAUGUAUAUAAUUUGCACACUUCACAAAUAAGAGUACUUGGAAUAAUUGUACCCUGCAAUGCCAAACCCCAGUAUGGUAUUUUUGCUAAAAAAAAAUCUUUGUCCCCCUCUCACACAAAAAAAAAAAGAAAUCUGAAUCAAAAUUUUGUAUCUGAAGUGGAUAAUUGUCAAUUUAAGUGAUUUUUAAAAACAUUGCAAACAUCGGCAGGGUGCUGAUAUAACGCGUUAAAGGUUAUACACAAACGUGUGUUAGCUGCUUACCGCCAAGCUGUAUGUUGCUGUAUAUUUUGCAUUUUCCUGCUGUAAAUAAUCAGCUUUCUGUAUAUAUAUAUAUUUGGUUUAUGCUGGUUAGUUUGUAUACCGUUUGCCUUGGAUAGAAAUGAAAUAUCCUGGGUGGCUGUGCAAUAGAUUUUGUUUUAUUUCUCCCUCCUGAUGUGACACAUCACGAGUUGCAAAAAAUUGUAUUUUCUUUUCAGUGCCAUAUUGUUUCCACCUGAUUUUGGUCUCGUCUUCUGUAUAGUCAAAUAUCUGGCUUCUCUCUUAAUUGAUGGGUGGGUCGGUGGGGGGGAGGGGGGGUGGUAUUAAGUUUGUACCCUGAUGUAUUGCUGCUGUUCCAAUGCUUUGAAUGUCACCUGAAUGGUCCUAGUUGUGAAACUCUCUUCAGUGGUGUCUUGGCGCCCCCUGCUGGUGUAUAUGGAGUCUGAUAGCGUGGCCCGCUUUUCUCUUCCCUCUUCCUCAUUACAUCUGACAAUCUUCAGACAUUCUGGAUUUUUAAUACGGAAAUUUCAAGAAAUCAUAAAUCGAUUUAAAAGUUCACCUACGCGUAGGUGAGGAAAAGUCGGCCAUCUGCUGUUUGGGCAGUUCCGCCAACCCGGUCCUCAGGGAUGCACGGACAGUCCAAGUUUUUGCUCCCUCCCAGAUGGUCCACAUUUUUGCUUUCUCCCAGAUCCCAGUAGCAAAAACGCAGACUGUCUGCAGGUCCGCGAGGACUGGAUUGGGAAAUGCUAGGUUGGAGGAAUCAGCAGUGUGGGUCUUGGUGAUGUCCUACCUCUCAGUGUUGUAUGAAUUGUACAUAGCAAGUGCCGAGUGGUUCACCCUCUAAGGCUCCUUGCGAUAUUCUGUGUGUAAGCACAUGUUUUUUGUGAGUGUGCCACCUCAGACCCCAUGGACUCUGACUGUGAAUCGAUGUGUUGUGUAGGUCAGUGUUUCCCAAUCCGGUCCUCAGGGACCCACAGACUGUCCAUGUUUUUGCUCCCUACUGGGAACUGGUCGCCAAGGAGCAGGUUGUGAAACACUGGUGUCGGUGGGGAAAAAAAUAUGUUUGAAAGCUUUGGCUUAGUAGGAAUUAAACACUACUGCAUACUGA
This is a messenger RNA of Brienomyrus brachyistius, 10224 nucleotides long. RefSeq names its product myomegalin-like. Gene Ontology annotation, cellular component: microtubule organizing center. The transcript has 38 exons. Lineage: Eukaryota; Metazoa; Chordata; Actinopteri; Osteoglossiformes; Mormyridae. Bases 979 to 7920 code for a protein of 2313 amino acids. The record is from RefSeq and is a predicted model, not a curated record.